UAUUUAUUUGCACGCGAAUAACGGAAAGCGCGUCUUUGUCGGGUGACGUUACAGUCGAGCGGUCCUCUGAUGACGGCUUGUCGUUGUAGCGUCGCAGCCGUCCUCCUUUGCCUGCGUGAGCGCGCACGCGCCCCCACGCGCUCUCGCGUGGCACGCACAUGCUCAGUGAGGUUAUUUUUGCGCACGGAGCCUUUUAAGACGAGCGUGCCAGCCCGCACGCGGCAGCACUCGCUCGAACCGAACCGGAGCGAGCAUCAGACGAGCGGGACCCAACCCCGAUGAGCCAGCACCGACGGCGGGCGGGCUCCGUCCGGGCCACACGGGAGCGAGGGGCCACUCGGCUCCGCUCUUGAAUGCCCGGCCGCGAAACACUCUUCCACGGGGGACUUUGGCUCGUCGUCUCGGUUCGUCGACAUGGUUCUGGGUAAAGUUCGGGCGCUGGCCGUGUGCUUCGACACGCUGAAUGAGAGCAACCUGCCGGUGUUCUCCGGCGGGGAGCUGGUGUCCGGUCGCGUGGUGGUGGAGGUGGCCGGGGAUGUGCGCGUCCGCAGCCUGGACGUGACUGCGCGCGGGGUCGCCAAGGUCCGCUGGACCGAGUCUCGCAACGCAGGAGCCAACACAGCCUACACGCAGAACUACACUGAGGAGGUUGAGUACCUGCACCACCGGGAUACGCUCAUCGGCGAAGAGCGAGGUGAGGCGCUCAUCAUCAUCAUCAUCACCGUGCUGCACAGCGGCUUGCACGAGUUUGCCUUCAGCUUCCACCUGCCGCAGAUGGCGUUGGCGACGUCGUUCGAGGGCAAACACGGCAGCGUGAGGUACUGGGUGAAGGCGGAGCUCCAGCGACCUUGGAUGCUUCCCGUCAAGGUUAAGAAGGAGUUCAUCGUCUUCGAGCACAUCGACAUUAACACGCCCCUGCUGCUGGCUCCUCAGGCGGGCAGCAAGGAGAAGACUUUGUGCUGCUGGUUCUGCGCGUCCGGUCCCAUCUCGCUUAGCGUCAAAGUGGCUCGCAAAGGCUACACGCCAGGCGACUCCAUCCAGAUUUUCGCCGAGGUGGAGAACUGCUCCACCCGUGUGGUGGUGCCCAAGGCGGCGCUGUACCAGACGCAGACCUUCUUUGCCAAGGGCAAAGGCAAAGAGAUCCAGCAGCUGGUGUCCAACCUGCGAGGGGAAGCCUUGGCUCAGGGCAAGAGUCAAAGCUGGGAGGGCAGGAUGCUCAAGAUCCCGCCCGUGUCGCCGUCCAUCCUCGACUGCCCCAUUAUACGCGUGGAGUACGCCCUUGUGGUGUAUGUUGACAUUCCGGGUGGUCUCAACUUGUCGCUGUCGUUGCCUUUGGUCAUCGGGACCAUCCCGCUACACACCGCCGCCUCCCGCACCUCUAGCAUUAGCAGCCAUGGCAGCGCCUCUGGCUGGCUGGGCGUGCCAGAGCACCCUGAGGCUCCGCCCAGCUACAGUGAAUUGGCCAUCCCGGAGUCACACCGCCGCCACUUCCUGCACGGCGUCCACGAGCACGAACAAGAACAUGCUAGUGCGGCGUUGCUCACGUACAUCACGGAAUUCCGAUAUCUGCCGCCUCCAUUCUACGCCGAGGUGGACCCAUAUCCUGAGCAGGUGGAGCCCGGCCGCCCUGACACGUGUCCGUCACGCUGAAGAGGUGAAAAUCUGGAGUUCAUCUGCUGUACCAACGUGACACUCUGCUCCUCCCCAUAUCCAGCCGAGCCAGGAUCACAUGACUGCUUGAUUGAUUGAUGGACGUAGAUUCCUGGGACGGGACAAGACGUUGCCACCCACUUGCCACCUUCCUUCUUCCUCCGAACUUUUUGGACACGUCUGUAAACACACCACCCGAGACCACCCAGACCCCACCCAACAAAUAUGUGCAUGUCCUCGCUCACAUGUGAAGUCACGUGUGGGAGAGUUUGGAAGUUGGCAGUGAAAAAAGACUGACGGGAUGUCACCCGAAGCACUUAAACUUCAACGUGUGUGUGUGUGUGUGUGUGUGUGUGUGUGUGUGUGUGUGUUGGGAAACAAGAAUGCGUGUGUGUGUGUGUGUGUGUGUGUGUGUGUGUGUGUGUGUGUGUGUGCAGAGCUGAAAGCACAAACGACCAACUUCAAAGAACCACAAGUCGCCUGUUUUGACGUUUGCUCAGAGCUAAAUAUUAUUAUUCAUAAUAAUGAGAAUACUUUUUUACGAGCGCGUUCCAUGUCCAAAGAACGCCGAAAUAUGACGAAAAAAAAUGUAAGAAAUGUUUACAGGAAAAUUUGGUCAAACGUCCUUGAAAGUUUGGGAGAUGACUAAA
This is a messenger RNA of Hippocampus comes (tiger tail seahorse), 2300 nucleotides long. RefSeq names its product arrestin domain-containing protein 3-like. The record is from RefSeq and is a predicted model, not a curated record. The transcript has 8 exons. Gene Ontology annotation, biological process: protein transport. Bases 415 to 1650 code for a protein of 411 amino acids. Gene Ontology annotation, cellular component: cytoplasm. Lineage: Eukaryota; Metazoa; Chordata; Actinopteri; Syngnathiformes; Syngnathidae.